Molecule: messenger RNA, 3716 nt
Organism: Onychostoma macrolepis
Lineage: Eukaryota; Metazoa; Chordata; Actinopteri; Cypriniformes; Cyprinidae
Gene: hoxa2b
Product: homeobox A2b
Exons: 3
Coding region: 2070-3101 (343 amino acids)
Biological process (GO): regulation of DNA-templated transcription
Molecular function (GO): DNA-binding transcription factor activity, RNA polymerase II-specific; DNA binding
Source: RefSeq, a predicted model, not a curated record
UUUAACGCCUAUAAUGGUUACGUAUUUAAAUGCGUAAAUCAAUUUCAUAUAGCCUAUAUGUACUCAAUCUAUUAAUGCAUUAGUUUUGAAUACAGCACAUUGAUCACUUCAUUUGUUUGAUGAUCCAACGAGCCAAGUUUUCAUUCUUAACUUGUGUUUUAUGACCGUCAGCAUUCAUUAUUUAUUCUAACAGACGGUCAGCGGCUCUGUCCGUCGAGCCAGACAUAUCCAAAAAGACAUGGUGCUGGAACAUGCUCAGCACGUGGACAAAAAUGAUGCAAACUGCCAAAUAAUUCAAGAAUUAUUAAAUAUCUAUAUAUUAAAAAAAACAACACUUCAUUUUUUUUUUUUAAUAGAUUUGUCCUUCGAGAAACCUCGGCUUUAAAAAUGUCAUAAACAGUUUCUAAUUAAUAUUUUAAUGCCAGUCAUAAAAGUGGACUAAAAUUUCAAAGUGUUAUUUUUCAAUUGCACACUGAUGCAUUUAUUCGACAUACAUUAAAUUAAGGUAACUCACAUACUCUCGACCUUGAGAAUUUUACCUAACCAAAUAGAAAAAAGAUGGUCUUGUAAAGCCAUAAAUUAAAUCUUUUUUCGAAUUAAUUUCAAAUUUUACAAAUACCAAAACACAUUUCCGAUAAUAUAUUACAAGCACAUAAACUUAAACACAGUAUUCACGUACAAGCAAUAAUAGAUUUACAAAGACAUGAAAUUUAUAGUUCGAUUGCCAAUUUACAAAAACAAACAAAAAACAGGCUUUUCAUUCAAAGCACGGCAAUAUAUUUUGAUACUCACAUAUCCAUUCUGUCAGGCCUAUCUAAUGAGAAUAAAUACAAUGCAUUGUAAAUAUGAAUGAAUAUUUCAACAGACAGAUUAACAUAUAAAUAAUAUGACAAUUAACAGUAUCCGUAAAGAUACAUCCUUGAUAAAUUUCGAUGUUCAGCUCGUGGGAAAAGACGAAGAUUUUUCGUUCGUGGUGGAAAUGUGUAGGAAGGAGUGGGUAUUUUUGAAGAAUGCCGACACCCACGUUCAUCUACACACAAUAGCUCCUGUGUAGCUGCAAAAACACAUGGUUUCUCUCUUACAAUCAAUAUGUAAUCCUAUUCAUUCCCAAACCUUCGAUAAAGGCUGAUUUUCCAAAAACGAAAAUAUAAAACGAUCGAUUUUUUGGUCCGAAAUAAUAACGCUGGUCCAUUCGAAGAACAUCCGGUUUGAAAUUAUGAUCAAGUUCAAUCCUUUAAUCGGAAAAUAUCACUUUAGUCAAUUUAAUUUAUAAAAUGGGGAAACUCUCAACCGUGAGUACUACGUUGUUCUCUUCUUCCUGGCCACAUAUGAUCUAAGGGAGUGUUAGAUGGUUUAAAUGUGUUCUUAGGGCACUAAGCUGUCAGACCUUUUGGCGUGUAAGAUUGAUAGCGUGCAGGCUUCCAGGGCUCUUUGUUUGGAAUAUAAGCAAUAAAGUGCUCGAGGCCUACACCUACUUAGCUAAAAGACUUCUGAGGACAACAUAGAAGACACAUUCUUGAACGUAAAAGACUAAUGAAUAAACACUUUUAUUUCAUAUUAAUGAAUUUAUUAUGUAGCCUAUGUGUUUGCCUGUGAGAUGAUUUAACGUCGCUCAAACUAAUUGUGAAGAUCAAUUCAGGUCAAAUGUGUAGUGUAUUAUUAUUUAGCCUACAUAAAUAGGCUACACUGAAUGUACAAUUAUAAGUUUUAUUUUCACAAAUUCUGCACCGAGUAUCAAUUAUGUUAAUUGCACUAUAAGCAGAAGAAUGUAACCUGAGAAAUUUCUGAAUUAAUAUAGUUUCAAAGCUACAGUAGUUAAAAAAGGACUGCGAUAUCUUAAACUAAAACAAAACUAAUACACAUGCAAGCGUAAUGCGUCAGUGCGCGUGUGAAUACGCGGGCGCGUCGGGGCUUUCAAAGAAUUUGUCUGCUCGCAAUGUGCGCGCGCGUACUGUCUCGCGCGCUUUUGCUCGUGCAUUGGCAAACGAGAGCGCGCAUUUUCUAAGAAAGUAGUAAAAACCCAGACUCAGGAUUAAUGGGUUUCCUCGAUCGUGGCUAUUGGUGUGUUUAUGUGUCCAGUUGAUGUGUUGGGGGAUCUUCAGCCGAGGGUCGGUCAAACAAUAAAGGGAGAACAGCAGACGGACUCACUGUCACUCUCACUGUUUCAGACCAUUCCAAGCCUGAACCCCGGCAGCCACCCUCGCCACAGCCGGCCCAAGCAGAACCCUAAUGGCUCAUGCCCGCUGCCUGCCGCAUCCUUACCCCCAGAGUACCCUUGGAUGAAGGAGAAAAAAGCAUCCAAGAAAAACCAGACAACUUCGACAACAACAACCACCACCGACCCUGGUCCACUAUACUUCUCCCCUCAAGGCUCGCCCGAGAUUUCUGAUGGUGGCAAUGGGGCUACUCGCCGACUCAGAACGGCGUACACCAACACACAGCUGCUGGAGCUGGAGAAAGAGUUCCACUUCAACAAGUAUCUCUGCCGGCCAAGGCGUGUGGAAAUCGCCGCUCUGCUGGACCUCACCGAGCGGCAAGUCAAAGUUUGGUUUCAAAACCGGAGAAUGAAACACAAACGGCAAACGCAGUGUAAAGAGAACCACCACGGCGAUGGAAAACCACCGAGCCUGGAGGAGGCAGGCGGACGGGGUGAUGGGAAAUCUUUUUUCGAACAAGUGGCAAACAAUGUAUCAGGGGCGCUUUUGGAAAGAGAGGGUUAUCCAUUUCAGCAGAAUACCUUAACUUCUCAACAGUCACAGAAUGGACACAAUAGUGAUUCCCAAAGCGCAACUGUCUCGCCUUUAGGUAGCAAUGACAAACAUCUGAAACAUUUUCCCAACCCGUCACCCACUGUUCCUAUCUGCGCCUCAACAAUGGCCCCGGAUUGUGCAUCUGCUCAGGACAAUGGCAGUCCCUCGGCCCUGGACGUCUCUUUACAGGAUUUCAACGUUUUCUCCAAUGAUUCCUGCUUACACCUCUCAGAUGCCGUGUCCCCAAGUUUGUCAGAAUCUGUAGACAGCCCCAUUGGUUUAUCUACGGAGGCCUUUGAUUUCUUCUCUGAGACGCUUACAACAAUCGACCUGCAACACUUGAGCUACUAACUCUAACUGAAGUUUCAUUAUAGGGACGUCAAUAUCUUUCUCACAUUGAUGGUCUGUGUGUUUAAUUGUGACUUUAAAAUAGGCCUAGACCAUUAAUCAAUGAGGUAAGUUUUUCAAUAAUCGAGUGAUAAUUUUUGUUUACAGAGAAAAUAUGGCAGGAAAAAAGGUGAUAUUUUUCACGUUUUAUUUUUGUAUCGUUCGCCGGCAAAGCGCCAUAUUUUCAUAGAAUAAAUUUGUACUUGUUAUUGAAAAUAACAGCGGUGUUAUUUAUUUCUUCAAUAUUCAGAUUAAAGAAUAACAGGUUAAAGGAGUUAAACGAGGUAUAAGAUUCAAAGUAUAUAUUCCUAUUCAAUUUUGCCGAGUUGUUAUGAUAAUGUGUUUUUACAUGUUUUACGAGGAUUAAUGUUUAUUACACUUUUUUUCCGAGAGACAAAAUUACAUAUUUAUAAGGCUGCCAAAUAUAUGUUUAUAAUCGCUAAUCAAAAUAUCAGUUAUCCCGAAAACUAGCUAUUUGUGCGCAAAAUUAAUACGCACUUAAGUAUGUAAUUGCGUGUUACAUUCUUCUUAUUAAUCUUUGUUAAUUUCCCUGUAGCCUAGUUUGCGUUAAAUUUAGAU